This is a messenger RNA of Acaulospora colombiana, 506 nucleotides long. The record is from the annotation of a GenBank genome assembly. Lineage: Eukaryota; Fungi; Glomeromycota; Glomeromycetes; Diversisporales; Acaulosporaceae.
GGUACUCCCAAGUGAGACGACAGUUCUACCUUUAAACUUAAAUGCUCAAAUAAUGUUAGUGUGUCCCGGGGUCUACUACACCUACUUCAACCACAAGUUCUGGCUUGCUCAUGCCGGCCAACAGACCUCAUCACAACGACCUGGUCCAAUCUCCAACUCAUGCGCGGAAGAAUACUACACUGGUGGACCCAAUAACGGUAGUAAUUACGACGGUCAAAGAAUCCACGUGAUCAAAGCUUCUUCCACCGAUCUUUGGGCGUCGACAUGGAGCUAUGCCGAUGUCUGGUCAAUUGAUCCAUCUGUGUUGAAGCUGAAUGGUAACAAUUACAUGAUAUAUUCAACCCAAGAUAGUAAUGCGCAAUGCCUUUUCAUUGCGUUUAUCAUGCAAAUUCUGUCACUCCUGGCCAGUGCGAUGGAUCCAGGUAAGAAAUAUGUAGUCGUCUUCACCGCAGCUGAUUCUCCCCUCAGGUAUACGAUGGCUCAACCUGUAGAGUGGAACAGCGAUG